Molecule: messenger RNA, 1580 nt
Organism: Asterias rubens (European starfish)
Lineage: Eukaryota; Metazoa; Echinodermata; Asteroidea; Forcipulatida; Asteriidae
Product: beta-1,3-galactosyltransferase 1-like
Exons: 2
Cellular component (GO): membrane
Molecular function (GO): hexosyltransferase activity
Source: RefSeq, a predicted model, not a curated record
UUCGUCGAGAUUUUUAUUAUUUUUAUUAUUAUUAUUCUUUGUUUCCGCACAACAACAACAACAACAACAACAACAACUGCAACAACAACAGCAACAACACCAACAAAAACAACAACAGCAGCAACAACAACAACAACAAUAACAAUCGAUGAUAUAAGGAUACUACAUCGGCUAAAUAUGAGAUUAUUUAGAAGGGGACGCUGUAAGUAUUUUUGUCUAACUUUGGUCUAUAUUUUAGUGGUGUAUGUUAUCUUUAACAACAUUCCCAUUUCGAUCUUCAAUCGCCAUGAGUGUGACCCUUACCUGAAAAUGAAAGACGGCAAACAAUUUCAUCACACUUUCUUCCUGGCCGAGCCACAGACUUGUUUUCACGCUUCGAGUUCGCAUCCGAGGCCCGUGUUCUUGUUAGUUGUGAUCGCUUCUUCGGGGGACAACUUCGAGAGGCGUCAAGCGAUUCGCGAGACAUGGGGAAGUCCCAAGGAGAUCAUGGGGAGGGGUAUCGUCACAGUCUUCCUGCUCGGCGAGGAGCCCCUGGAGAAGUUUUCUCCCGAAACCCGAGAUUUACUUCAGGAUGAAAGCGCUGCACACCAUGACAUUCUCCAGGCAGACUUCAUUGACACUUAUAAGAACCUCACCAUUAAGACCAUAGUUGGACUGAAGUGGAUCCACGCGUACUGUUCCCAUGCCUCGUACUUCAUGAAAACAGACGAUGACAUGUACAUCAGUUACGCUAACUUAGUCAAGAAUCUGUCUGCUCCCUCGACCCCAACCACUGACUUUGCGAUGGGUCAUCUCUUCGAGAACAAUUUUGCCUCUCGAAGUUUUCACAAUAAAUUCUACAUGCCGAGAUGUAUGUUCCCGGAGAAGUUCUACCCUCCGUAUCUUGCAGGGUCAGGCUAUGUCAUGUCUGGCGAUUUGGCGGGAAAGAUCUUCCGAACUGCUUUGUAUAGUAACUUCGUUUAUUUCGAGGACGUCUUUGUUGGGGUGUGUUUUCGGACGCUAGGGGUAAAGCCCACAGGACACAGCGGUUUUAAUUUUAUACACAUUGGUUAUGAGUUUUGCAAAUAUAGAAAUGAUGUGGUUUCAUCUCAUGGAGUUGAGACGAAGGAAAUGCACGAUAUAUGGAACGAUCUACAAAAUUCUGAAACUAAAUGUUUACCGUCAACUUAAGUUUUUUUCAAAAACAAACCUUGCAACCCCAGUGUGAAAUUGUCACGUAAUUUGUUGAUCAGGUUUUAGCAGGAAAACACGUCAAUAUUUUAACAAAGUUUUGUUGAUAACUUUUCUCGUCAAAUCAAAAUGAACUCUUACUGUACGAUUUGCGCAGCCACAAAUUCGUGGGUAGACAUGUUUUCGUGUCCCUUUUAUAAGCAAUAGUUUGAAAGCCGCUAUGCCGACACAGUAAUUUUACUUAUAUCAAUUAACAAUAUUGUUGUGUUAAUGAUGAAAAAAUGUGCUUGAGCUUGUCAUACAUGACCUGCAAUUGUGUUACUCAAUAUUUAUUGGUCUUUUGGUACCUUUGUAUAACAAAAAGUGUGUAUUUUUUUAAAGAGAUCAAUUAAACAAGGGGUAUUCCAUGA